This is a messenger RNA of Triplophysa dalaica, 618 nucleotides long. It is a transcript of the gene smim7, whose product is annotated as small integral membrane protein 7. The record is from RefSeq and is a predicted model, not a curated record. Bases 58 to 291 code for a protein of 77 amino acids. The transcript has 5 exons. NCBI's taxonomy places the organism in Eukaryota, Metazoa, Chordata, Actinopteri, Cypriniformes, Nemacheilidae.
CUGCGUUAGAACACGUACACAAGAAGAAGACGAAUCAGUGCGGAAACAUUUGUCAAAAUGAUUGGAGAUCUUUUACUUUUCGGAACUCUUCUGAUGAACGCUGGAGCUGUGCUCAACUUUAAACUGAAGAAAAGAGAGACGCCGUCUCAGGGAUUUGGAGAUGAAUCUCGGGCAUCCAGUACAGGUGACAACAUCAGACAGUUUCUAUUGAGUCUACGGUACUUUCGCAUAUUCAUCGCCCUCUGGAACAUCUUCAUGAUGUUUUGCAUGAUAUUGUUAUUUGGAUCAUAAGGAUUACAACAAAUACCAAGGAAUCAUCGCAAAAUGCUGUCAGGCUUGUUUCUUGUAAAGAUGUUUAUUUAACUGUUGGAUGUUUUAAGGUCUUAAGUCAUACGUUGUGUUGAGGGAUGCACAUUGUACUUUCUGUAAAUGGGAUUUGUUUAGAAUGGUUGUUCACUAUCAUUUGUUUAAUUGGCCAAAUACGGUCAUUUCACUAAACUGGAGUCAAGUUUUCAAAAGUCAAUUUUGUACAGAACCGAGGUUUGUUUUAUACACUAAAAGACUAGCUGUUUGUGCAAUAAAAAAAUCAAGCAGUCAUUAAAAUAUUCUACAAAUUAA